Messenger RNA from Cryptosporidium muris RN66, 3495 nucleotides. RefSeq lists its product as uncharacterized. Gene Ontology annotation, molecular function: serine-type endopeptidase activity. Gene Ontology annotation, biological process: proteolysis. NCBI's taxonomy places the organism in Eukaryota, Apicomplexa, Conoidasida, Eucoccidiorida, Cryptosporidiidae. The transcript has a single exon. Bases 1 to 3495 code for a protein of 1164 amino acids. The record is from RefSeq and is a predicted model, not a curated record.
AUGCAAAAAAGGAACAUAAUUAAUGCGCUUGCACUAUUUAUAAUUCUGAAUAUUGUAACUGAAUUUUUGUAUUGUAUAGAAGCAUCUUCAUCUAAUUGGUGCCUCCUAAACGGAGAUUCUGAUGGAUGCCCUAGUAUUGGAAAUUUCCUUUAUAGCAAUUCUACAUAUAGAUCUCCACAUAUAGUAAGAUAUAUUUGUGUGUUAUUAUCAGACAGUAAAGUGGUGCGAGAAAAAGAUGCAAAGAGUAUAUUUAGUAAUUUACAAAGUUUUCCAGAUAGUAGUAAUCUACCAUUUACUUUUGUCGAAUAUUAUGAAAAUUUGGGAACCUUUGUCUUCGAAAUAAAGUUACAGGAAUCAACUAAUGAAAAUAGAGAUCUAUAUCCUCUAAUAAACGGACUUAAAAAGAUAAGCAAAAGCAACUUUUUAAAUAAGUCAGACUGUACUAAGGAAUCUAUACUGACUGAUCUUUCAGUUUUUGCUGGAAGGGGUAAUGAAAAGAUACAUACUAGUGGACAAAAGUUUCAAGGAUUCUGGAAUAACCCCACUUUUGGUAAGUACGAAGAGAGAAUUUUGUACAGUGAUAGUAUUUCCCAUAAAGAAACUGAAAGUUUACUUAAAAGUUCUGAUAAUAAGAAUGGUGAAUUAUCAUUAUAUAAAGAGUUGGAUUAUUAUAUAUUAGAUAGAUUUUCAAGAAUUUCUCACAUUCUACAGACAUCACCAGUGAAUAUAGAUAUAUUGCAAAAUUCAUCAAUUUUCAAUGCACUUGAUUUCCUCAAGAUAUUUAAUCAAAGUCCAAAGAAUAAUUUAGUAAUGCAACAGAAUAACUCAAGUAUUACUCAAGAUGAUCAAGAAUUAAGAUGGGGAAUGUCUCCUUUUUAUAAUCUCAAUUUGGAAAACACGAACUAUACAGAUGUUGCCCAUAAAGUAUUGAAUAAAACAACUCCAUUAAUGACUUCUGAUAUAAAAAGCAAUUCAAUCGAUUAUUCUGGUGAUAUUGGUACAGUAGUCGCUACUGCAAUUUUCCAAGGUAUGGCAGAUUCAUCUUCUCAAUUACCACCACCAUUUGGAAAUCCUACUUCUGGAUCCGAUGCUGUUAAUCAAAUUAAGGGUACUGAGAUAAGUAAUAAUAUUUCGAAAGAACAUUUUCCUACAUUGACAAACUGGAGUUAUAAGCCUAUUCCUCAAGGAAUUAAAACAAAUAAUAAUAAUCAAAAUCAAAAUUCUAAACCUAACUUAAGUAUUUCAAGUUUUGAUUCUCCUUUAACUUCAAAUACUGCUUCAUCUCCAAUGAUAACAAGUGGUUCAGGACUAUCACCCAGUGCUUUUGAAAACAUUGAUAAAUGGUCUAAAGUUGAUUCACAAACACCACCAAUAGGCUUGCAGCUUACACAAGGUGGACCCUUCCCAGAAUUUAAAUCUCCAUCUUCAUCUCCAUCAACUGCCGAGUGGAUGAGAAGGACAGUAUCUAGACAAAAUGAUAACGGGCGACUAUUUUCAUCAGGAAAUACAGGAACUACUAAUCAGAAUUCUUCAUCUCCUUUAAUACGUGCAUCUCGGUUAUCUAGUACCCAAUUCGGCUAUUUUGAUCCAGCCAAUCGUGGAUCUAAACAAGGAGUAACAUUUGUGCGGAUGAAUGGGAGUGUUUUUGAUGAUCCUAAUGAUAUAACAUCUUUUCACCCAGAAUCAUUUUUAGAGAAAUUACCUGAAGAGGUGCUCAGCAAUAUGACUCAGCAACAAAAAGAUAAAGUUAACUUAAUCAACGCUUUUAUAGGUACAGGAUUUGAUGUCUUGCUACAAAUGAAUGGAGUUGCUAGGACGAAUAGUAACAAUAAAAGUGGUUCAACGAAAAACUCAGAUGGGAAAACUGGAAGUGGGAUAUUUUCAUUUAGAAAGUUGCAUCAGAGUGAUAUGUCUGUACGAAAUUUUGAAUCUUUGCUACGAAAUAUUGAUACAAAUCAAGGGCAAGAUACAGCAAUGGCUUAUGUUGCAGGUUGCGAUUGUAACAGAUUUCCAGAUGGUGUUGUUUGCCCACUAGUUUUAUCAGGAGAUGUAAGUAUAGAAUGUAUUGGAUACAAAGUGUGGGAUUCAGCUCAAAAAGGUGCUCCUUUAAGUGAUAUAGUAUCUGCAAUAGAUUCAGCAGUUGUAGCAAAAGCACAAAAUAUUGUAUUUCCACUGCGAUUUAGUCAAGAUACUAUAGAAAGGAAUCGUGCUGCACCAAGAGUACUACGUCAUAUAAUGAGAAGAACUUCAAAAGAUUACAAUAUAUUAUUUGCACUACCAACAGGAAAUGAUGGUAUGCAGAGUGUUGAAGAUCAUGUUGACUUUCCAUGUGAUGAUAUAACUGGGAUGUAUGCUUUUUGUGUUGGUUCUAUUAAUGCAACAACUGGUCUACCUUCAGACUUUACGAAUAUCCCAUAUAUUGCAACUAUUUUUGCUAAUGGUGAAAAUGUAGAAUCAUUUGCACUAAAUCAACAAAAGCAGCUAUUCUCUGGUACUGGAAUGGCAUUGGCACAAUCUAUAGGUACCAUAAAUAUUAUUCAAGGAAUAACAAAGAAUAAAGUCAGUAUAUUUGAUCAACUGGCAAUUCUACACAGUACACCCAAAAAAUUACCUUCCAGAAGUUUUCUAAACCAGCUUAUUACUAACUCUGAACCAGCUCCAGUGAGACAAGUUAAACAAUCACAACCUGAAGUAUUAAAUAAUAGCUCUUCUUCAAGUUUUCAAAGUAAAUCACAGAAUAGUUUAGCAGAUAAUCAAUACAAUAAAUCGGAUAUUUUUACAGGAUUUUUAAAUGAAAGUAAUGAAGAUAGAAAUAAUACUGUUAAAGAAGAGGGUAUUGAAUUAAAUAACUCAAGUUUUAGUAUAAUUGAUAUUUUUGGAGAUAAUGCUACAAAACAAGCUAAUACUUUUGAACCUAAUAGUAUCACUAAAAAAUUAAACAAUGAAAUUAGAAUAGAUAAUCCUAUAAAUAACACUAUCCUUGAAAUUAAUGAUGUAAAAAAAUCAUCAGAGAAUAAUAAAAACUUAAGAAGCGAACCUGAUGCAGGCAUGUAUGAAAAAGAUAAUUCAUCAAUUAUUGAUCAUUUUAAUAAAUAUAACUCAAGUGAUUAUAAUUCAAUUAGCUAUAGUGAUGAUAACUCAAAAAAAUCUAUAGAUAAGUAUAAUUUGAAAAUGAAUUACUCCGAAGAUGAUAUUCUAUAUGAAUCACGUAAUUAUGGCCCUGAGAUACUUGGAGUUGUACUGGAUCCUCCUAACGCUGCAGAAGUUUCAAAAUUCAUAGAGAUGAGUAAUAAAGUUGCAGACCAUGAAAUCAGCUACAAUGAUAGUGAAUUUGACUAUAUAAAUAAAAUUCCUCCAAAGUCACUGUGUUACGAAGAGGAAACAAGAUAUUACAGUCCAAUGGAAAUGGUUCUUCCAGUAGAUAAUAUUGAACAAUGUAUUUUAGCAUGUAGUAAUACUCUGAAUGUAGAUUUUACUCAUAUGGUGCAUUUUUAA